AUGUGGACAGUUGCAGCAUCUCUCUCGGCACAGUUCCGCUCCCUUCGAGAAUCACUCUACCAGGAGACAAGGCGCAUGCUCAACGCACUGGACUCGCAGCCUCAGCGAACGGAUCCGAACGGAAGCAUCGAACAGGCGCAGGCCUGGGUCCUGAUCUGCGUCUACGAGUACAUGCAGCUCUCGCCCCUGCAAGCGUGGAUGAGCGCCGGUCGCUGUUGCCGCCUUGUGCUAGGGAUGAGGCUGUACGAGCUCGACGAUCCUAAUAACCCGGUGAUGGUUGCACGAGAGUAG
Molecule: messenger RNA, 291 nt
Organism: Aspergillus calidoustus
Lineage: Eukaryota; Fungi; Ascomycota; Eurotiomycetes; Eurotiales; Aspergillaceae
Source: the annotation of a GenBank genome assembly